Molecule: messenger RNA, 1228 nt
Organism: Chaetomium fimeti
Lineage: Eukaryota; Fungi; Ascomycota; Sordariomycetes; Sordariales; Chaetomiaceae
Exons: 1
Coding region: 141-1076 (311 amino acids)
Source: RefSeq, a predicted model, not a curated record
CUGCCCAGCCUUGUUUUCCCCGACCCUCAACGUCAUCUACACUCCACUGCACUUACAAGCCCUUGACACAUCCUGAACUAACCUCCUGCACCUCUAACAACCCUUUCUUCCUCUCAUCUAGUACUCAACAGGUCUUCAAGAUGCCGUCGUUUGACCGUGUCUAUGCCUCGUCGCCGGUUCUCGCCAUGCCGCCACAGGCAGCUCAUCAGGUCUCGCUCGGCAAGCCCUUCCCGCAACACCAAAUCCACCCCUUUAGUCCACCAGCCUCAUGGCGAUCGCAACUGGCGCGCACCUGCACGGCCGCCGGUCGCAAGCGGUCCAGAGACGAGGCCGCAGUCAAUCUCGACGCCCCCGAGAAACUGGCCGAGACUCCCGUCAAGUCGGAACCGGAUGAUGAAUGGAUCUAUGGCCCCGGCAUGACGCUCAUCAAGAAGUCUACUGGCUAUAUCACCGAUGCCGCCAACCAGUCCGGAACCUGGGUUGAAGAACGAGCCGCUGAAGAAGACGCGCGCAAAAUGGAAGAGGCCCUUCUCGCACGGGACCAAUUGGCCCAGUCGCGGCCUUCUCUCAGGAGCCAUAAAUCUCAACGGUUAGACAUGACGACGCCACCCACGCAUUCAGAAGAGAGGUUUCCAAGCCGCCGUUCCAGCCCCACCCGUGAGGCGACCAACCCAAUGACAUCGUCUUCGGAUUCACUUGCGCAACCAAUCGUGGACGACUUCACGCUUCAUCUUGGCAUCGGCUGGAGCCGAAUCAGCGACGACGGCCACAUCCAAGCCGCCGCCCGUGGUUGGGCCCGGUACAUCGAGAAUCACUACCCCGUUAGCAACGUCAAGAUCCUCUUGGAAAGCCGCGGCCUCCAGUCGUACUUGGUUGAAGCAACCGAAGGGUUUUUCCUCUUCGCCGAGAAUCUCCGUCAAGGCCGGCUCGUCAGCGCAACUCCGGAAGGCACCCUCAACAACCUCAAAAUUUCACCACCCGUUUUUGAUGGACUCAACACCAUGGAUGCGUCCGAGUCAGCCAAGCCUCUGGACUCGAUCGGGCCUAUCACCUCAGCUGACAUGGACAUGAGCUGAUCGGCUUUUUGGGAUUUGGACUAGGCGUUUGCGGGAAGGUGCUUGUUUUUUGGGCGCAGUUUUUUUGAGCAGCCAGUGGUCGGUAUGGCGUUGAAUUGGCAGCGUCGACACGAUUGGACUUCAUUCGGUUUUUCGGGCAAAGGUCUUUCAGU